AUGCUUUUUCUGGUGAUGUACAUCAUCACAGUUGGUGGUAACAUAGCUGUCUUGAUGUUGGUGAGUACCUCCCACCAGCUACAUACCCCAAUGUACUUCUAUCUGAGAAAACUCUCUUUUCUGGAGAUUUGUUAUACCACAGCUGCAGUCCCUAAAACCCUGGCCAUCCUACUGGGGAGGAGCCAGACCAUAUCCUUUAUGAGCUGUCUUUUGCAAAUGUACCUUGUUUUCUCAUUAGUCUGCACAGAAUACUUCCUCCUGGCAGCCAUGCCUUAUGACUGAUUUCUGGCCAUCUGCUGUCCUCCACACUAUGGCGCCAUCAUAAGCAGCCUGCUCUCAGCACAGCUGGUGCUGGGCUCCUGGCUCUGUGGUUUCCUGGCUAUUCCAGCACCGAUGGCUCUCAUCAGUAGCCUUUCCUUCUGCGGCCCCCGUGCCAUCAACCACUUCUUCUGUGACAUUGCACCCUGGCUCACCCUGGCCUGCCCCAGAACACAGGUAGUAGAGAUCGUGGCCUUUGUGAUUGCUUUUGUGGUCAUCCUGUGUUCAUGCCUCAUCACCCUGGUCUACUAUGUCUACAUCAUCAGAACCAUCCUCAGGAUACCCUCAGCCAGCGGCCAGAGCAAAGCCUCCUCCACCUGUUCCUCCCAUCUCACCAUGGUGCUCAUCUGGUAUGGAUCCAUGAUUUUCCUUCACGUCUGCACUUCCAUCAAAGAUGCUUUGGAUCUGACCAAAGCCGUCAGUGUCCCGAACACUGUGGUGACUCCAGUUCUAAACUCUUUCAUCUAUACGCUCCGUAACAAGGAAGUAAGAAAAUCUCUACUGAAGAAAUGGAAAGGAAAAUAA
This is a messenger RNA of Galeopterus variegatus (Sunda flying lemur), 843 nucleotides long. RefSeq names its product olfactory receptor 6F1-like. Gene Ontology annotation, cellular component: membrane. Gene Ontology annotation, molecular function: olfactory receptor activity. The record is from RefSeq and is a predicted model, not a curated record. Gene Ontology annotation, biological process: G protein-coupled receptor signaling pathway. Lineage: Eukaryota; Metazoa; Chordata; Mammalia; Dermoptera; Cynocephalidae.